AUGAAUCCCCUCGUGUCGCCCGCCAGACGCAUUCUGGGCCAAAAGGAUCCGAACGCGCCUCUUCUAUCACCAUCUCCCAAGAAAACACAACACGCCCACCCCAUCCCAAGUCCUGCCCGUGAGCGGAGUAAUCUCAAGCGACCUAUUUCUCCCAGUUCUUCUGUCCCCCCAAGCCCUCGAGCUGGCCAAAAGAGGAAGAUUCAGGAAACCGAAGACGAUCUUAUGCUUGACUCCCAGAACAGUUCAUUCAGUCACCAUCCGCUAUCUCAGAUGACGGGCAUGUGGAGCGAUCGAUCCUCCCAAGAUGCGUCCAGUCCUCCUAGGUCGAUGGAGCUUGCAAAAUCCACACCUCAUACAGCCUUAACCUCCUUUCAAGCCUCCCAAGAAGAGUCUCAAGGGAUCGAGGCCCAAUUUGUCAUACACGAUGAACCGAGCCAAAAAACACUAGACAAGAUGCAUGCUGUCGCCCUGCCUCAGAGCACAUCACAGUUGAUCCCGCCGUUGCGACCUAAUCUCAACAAGGAGGCGUCCCAGAUCAGUCUGAGUCUGUCAAGUCUAAUCGACUUUGAAAAUGAUGACGACGAUGAAGAGGACAAUAUGGACUUCAUCGCAGAAACAUCAUCCUUGCCAAAGCAAAGACCACAGACAGAAGCUGAGACUAGGAAGGAGAUGAUGCUGGAAAAAGCCGAAACUCUUCGAACUCGACUCCAACUCGCCAUUUUCAAAGUCCAAACCAACCAAGUCACCAAACCUUUUGCGCGUCUGAAUGUGCCCAAGAUUAAGUCGCCAUCUCCAGAAGUUCGCAUUCACUCAUCCUCUCCCAGAUCAUCCUCCACCAUCAAGGCGAGGUCACUAUCACGCGAGGUCUUCAGCCCGGAAACCAUAAUUGCUCGAGCCCGCGCCCGUGCCGCAAUGCAAUCGAAGCCUGCGGUCAGACCUCUUUCACAGAUCCCAUUUCCGACAAUUGUUCCGACAACAUAUACGGCAAGAUUCGCCGAAUCAGCCGUGCAGAACAAGUUUCAUGAAUCCAGCCAGGAAGGGAAACUCGACCUACCUAGUAGUCCUCCAUCGUCGCAAGAGGGGCCUGAUGAGCAAAAUUUGCCUAGCACGGCCGAGGAAUUACCAGCCACCGAACCAAAAACUCCUGUACAGCUGUCAAGUCCGGUGAGCAACGCAGACCGAGACUCAGAUCAUGGGUCCAUCUCCAUGAUUGAGCGCAAAAUAUCGACCCAGCAACAUCAUCUUCGCGAGGGUGCUCUCACUAGUAGUGUCGUCAAAGGUCAGGCGGCGAACGGGUUGCUUGAACUGAUGAGAGGAAAUGCAGACGCUAAGAACGGAGUGGCCAAGUCUGGUGGUGUCGGUAUGUGUGGUUUAUGA
This is a messenger RNA of Exophiala bonariae, 1377 nucleotides long. RefSeq lists its product as uncharacterized. Bases 1 to 1377 code for a protein of 458 amino acids. Lineage: Eukaryota; Fungi; Ascomycota; Eurotiomycetes; Chaetothyriales; Herpotrichiellaceae. The record is from RefSeq and is a predicted model, not a curated record. The transcript has 3 exons.